AUGGCAAUUUCAUUCAUCAACUCUACAGCUAGCUCGUAUUGGCUAAUUCUUAUCUUUUCCACUUCACACGGAGCAGCUCAACCACAGAACAAUAACAAAGGAGCAAACUUUUCAUGCCCUGUGGAUGCACCUUCUUCCUGUGAAACCUACGUCACAUACUUUGCUCAGUCUCCCAAUUUUCUGAGCAUAACCAACAUAUCUGAUCUGUUUGGGAUUAGUCCUCGGUCAAUAGCAAGGGCUAGUAGUAUAGUGUAUGAGGAUAACUACAAGCUGUUUCCUGGCCAGCUCUUACUUGUACCCUUGACUUGUGGCUGUACCGGAAGUCAUUCAUUCGCUAACAUCUCCUAUGUCAUGAACAAAGGUGAUAGCUACCACUUUGUUUCAACCUUUUCGUUUGAAAAUCUCACCAAUUCGCAAGCAGGGGAAGCUUUCAAUAAAACUCUUAACCCACAUCUCGUGCCAAUAGGGAGCAAGGUAAUUUUCCCUUUGUCCUGCAGUUGCCCUUCAAAGACCCAGUUGCAGAAGGGGAUCAAGUUUCUAAUCACCUAUGUGUGGCAAGCCAAUGACAAUUUGCCCACUGUAAGUUCAAAGUUUAAUGCUUCUUCAAUGGACAUAGUAACUGUAAAUAACUAUCCGAACUUCACAAAUUCAGCCAGCCUUCCAGUUUUGAUCCCUGUUAGAAGCUUACCUGCACUUUCCCAGACUUACCCUUCAUCUCAGAACAGCAACAAAACAAAACAUCUUCUCAUGUUCAUUGGUACAUUUGUAGGAUUCGCUGUCCUGAUUGCUCUUUUAUCGAUUCUACUAUAUGCUUACCGUAUGAGGAAGAAAAGAAUGGUUUUGAAUAGAAAAAAUUCGACAGUAGAUAAGCUACUUUAUGGUGUUUCUUGCUAUGUAAGUAAGCCAAUCAUGUACGAAGCAGGUGUGAUCAUGGAAGCUACCAAGAAGCUUAAUGAAAGGUGCAGGAUUGGGAAGUCAAUUUACAGAGCCAGAAUUGAAGGGGAGGUUGUAGCAGUGAAAAAAGUGAGGGACCAAAAUGCCAAGGAAGAGCUAAGAAUUAUGCAGAAGUUGAAUCAUACAAAUCUGCUGAAAUUAAGGGGUGUCUCUUCAGACAAUGAUCGAAAUUACUUCCUAGUUUAUGAAUAUGCGGAAAAUGGGUCUCUUGAUAAAUGGCUUUAUCCUGGGUAUUCUUCAGGCUCUAUGUCCCCUCUCACAUGGAAUCAGAGGAUAAGCAUAGCACUGGAUGUCGCCAUGGGUCUGCAGUACCUGCACGAUCACACUCAACCCAGAAUAGUCCAUAGAAACAUCUCAACAAGUAAUAUCCUUCUAGACUCCAAAUUGAAGGCCAAGAUAGCUAAUUUCUCCAUGGCUAGAACUUGCACGAAUCUUGUGAUGCUCAAAAUAGACGUUUUUGCAUUUGGGGUUGUUCUGUUGGAGUUGCUCACAGGGAAGAAAGGCAUGGAAAUGAAUGAAAAAGGGGAGGUGAUGAUGCUGUGGAAGGAAUUUAUGGCGAUAUUUGAUUUGGAAGAGGGAAGAGAAGAGAGACUCAGAAAAUGGAUGGAUCCUGAGCUUGGAAGCUUUUAUCCCAUUGUUGAUGCUCUUGGCUUGGCUUCUCUGGCACUGGCUUGCAUAGUGGGCAAGUCUAUGUCAAGACCAACCAUGGGAGAAAUCGUUCUGAGCCUCUCUCUUCUCACUCAAUCAUCUUCUGAUGCUGCCGCCUUAAAGGGAUCUGGCACAUUAGAUUUCGAGGUUGCUUCACUGAACAGUCCUAUCACAGCUCGUUGA
Messenger RNA from Neltuma alba, 1785 nucleotides. Its product is annotated as serine/threonine receptor-like kinase NFP. The record is from RefSeq and is a predicted model, not a curated record. The coding region runs from base 1 to 1785 and encodes 594 amino acids. Gene Ontology annotation, biological process: protein phosphorylation. The transcript has 2 exons. NCBI's taxonomy places the organism in Eukaryota, Viridiplantae, Streptophyta, Magnoliopsida, Fabales, Fabaceae. Gene Ontology annotation, molecular function: ATP binding; protein kinase activity.